AUGCAUAAUUUACGUAUUUUACUGUAUAUAAGUGGACUAAUAUAUCUGUACACUGGAUAUGUACGUGGAAUUGGUAUAAAUUCCUUAUGCUCUUGUGUAAACCCAUCUGGUGUAUGUGCUAUAUUAUGUAUGCGGCAGAAUUACAAUAACCCGAUUAUAACCCGAUAUAACCCUAUUAUAACCCGAUAUAACCCGAUUGUAACCCGAGUUGGCCCUAAGCAGAUUAUAUACGUAACAGAGACAGACUACUCCACUGUAACCCAGACUAAGACAAAGACAAGGCACACAAUUAGGACGUAUUUAACUACAGUAUUGCAGAAUGUACCAGUUACUGUGGAAAGAAAGCGUACAGUUACAGUUACACCAAUUCCUGUUACAAAUACAAAAAUAAUAACGGAAUUUUUAAAAGUAACAAAUAUUGAGACAAUUACUGUUGUACCAAGUAUGCAUUCUGUAACGGUCAAAAGUAUUCAGGUUAUAACUCAACCGCCAAUUUUAUCUACAGUUCGGGUGAGUGUAACGGCAGAGCCUGUGAUUCAUGUGGAGACUAAGGUUAUAACAAGCAUAAUUACGCCUAAGCCUAUUUAUAUAACAAAUACAACAACUUCUGUUAAGACAGUGCAGGUGCACCCUACAUUAUACAAGGAUUACAUUAAUGUUAAGCCACUUGUGAAUGAUUCUGGGGUUCUUGUUGAAUUUCAUGAUUCAAAUAAUAAGGUGAAAACCGUUAGGGUUAUAUUACCGCAUAAGGAAAUUUUUGAAAAACCUGAAAAUUUUGAAAAAUCAAAAUAUUCGGGUGUGCCCGGGUAUAACCCGAAUAAUGGGCCAAAUAAUAUGCAGAAUAGUGGACCAAAUAUAGCAGGAAAUGACCUUAGUAGACCAAAUAAUAUGCAGAAUGGUAAUAACCCGUCUAAUAUGCAGAAUAGUAGACCAAAUACAACAGGAAGUAACAAUAUCCCGCGUAAUAUGGGUUAUAAUGGACCAAAUACAACAGGAAAUAACAAUAUCCCGCCUAAUAUGCAGAAUAGUGGACCAAAUACAACAGGAAGUGACCUUAGUAGACCUAAUAUGGGCUAUAAUAGACCAAAUACAACAGAAAAUGGUAAAAUAUUCACUAUAACAAAAAAUACUCCAAUUAUCUCUACGGAAGUGAUUUCCAUCACCAGAUCAGUCACAAAGACAGAAUAUGUCCAUAAACCACAAGCCACAAAGAAAAUAACCAUGAAGCCAGUGACAGUAAUUAAGACAAUAAGUAUCCCAGUGGAAAGACCAAUUAAAAUAAAUCACACCGUAACAGAAACCAUAACUAAAACAAAAACAGAAAAAAAAACAAAGAUACAGACAAUAUUUUCUACAAUUAUAUCAAGUCGCCCCCGACUGACUGUAAUUAAUACAAAAACCCAACAGAAAAAUAACUUCCUGACAGUCACACUGACAGAGACCCUUAAGCCCACAGUGAAAAUAAUCACAGAAGUAAAACCCGUGUAUAUAACACAGACUAAGAGACUAAUUACAACAGGAACAAUAACUAAAUACGUGACUAUAACAGAAGUGCCUAUUCCUACGCUUAAAGUAGACAGGACGCAAGAAUAUUCGAAUAUUAUUGCAGAAUUAAGGGGAAAAAUAGAUGAAUACAGGGAUCUAUUAAGGGAAUCAAACAGAAUAAGCGAUGAUCACCAGAAAGAGAUAAAUACAUUAAGGGAACUGAUGAAGAGGAAUACUGCUUGA
Nematocida ausubeli is the source of this 1728-nucleotide messenger RNA. RefSeq lists its product as uncharacterized. The record is from RefSeq and is a predicted model, not a curated record. The coding region runs from base 1 to 1728 and encodes 575 amino acids. The transcript has a single exon. NCBI's taxonomy places the organism in Eukaryota, Fungi, Microsporidia.